UGUUCCUUAUUUUUGUUUAUAAAAGCUGGGUGUGUUUGGUUUGGUUUCCAACUUGCAAGAAUAUAUCUGAAACAAAAACAUGGUAGCUUUGAUACCUCAAGAAAACACGGUUGCUGCUUUGGUAGCUCGCACUGGAAGGCAUUUGCAGCGUUACAGCAAAGGUCGUCGCCAAGUUGUCGGAUGUAUUCCAUAUAGAUAUAAAGCUUCCAAGCAAACUCCCUUAAAGGAUGAUGCACAAGAACUUGAAGUCCUUGUCAUUAGUUCACAGAAGGGCAAAGGGAUGCUCUUUCCAAAGGGAGGGUGGGAACAGGACGAAUCCAAGGAAGGGGCAGCGUCGCGAGAGACGCUAGAGGAAGCAGGAGUCCGAGGACUCAUUGGGUGUGAAUUGGGUAAAUGGAGUUUCAAGAGCAAAAGCCAUGAUUCUGACUAUGAAGGCUACAUGUUCCCUUUACUUGUUCAGGAGCAGUUAGAUUUCUGGCCAGAGAAGAACCUCAGGCAAAGAAUUUGGAUGAAUGUUGAAGAAGCAAGAGAAGUCUGUCAGCAUUGGUGGAUGAAAGAAGCUUUGGAUAGAUUAGUAUAUCGACUAACUCAGCAACAAAAGCAUCAAGGCCCUCUUCUUGAAUCUAGGAAGGAAAAUCUGAUGGCAUGUACAUAGAAAGGGUGCUUUUGGAGAAGUGCUUAUGGAGAUAUCAGUAUUGCUUUUUCCUCUUAGUCAAAAAGCAUUUAGGCAGAGUACUCUCCUAUAGGAUUCAAACAAGCAAGAAAAAAGCCACAACUGAAAAUCAUUAGCUUCUUGUUUUUGUUCUGCUGGAAUUCUAAUCCAGAAAAUUUUGUCACAAUCAUGUUGGUUGAAGCUAAAGAAUCUGAGCAAGAUUGUUUCAAAUAAUAAAACGUUUCAUUUUUUUCGCAAA
This is a messenger RNA of Pyrus x bretschneideri (Chinese white pear), 911 nucleotides long. Its product is annotated as nudix hydrolase 18, mitochondrial-like. Bases 80 to 655 code for a protein of 191 amino acids. Gene Ontology annotation, molecular function: pyrophosphatase activity. Gene Ontology annotation, cellular component: nucleus; cytoplasm. NCBI's taxonomy places the organism in Eukaryota, Viridiplantae, Streptophyta, Magnoliopsida, Rosales, Rosaceae. The transcript has 5 exons. The record is from RefSeq and is a predicted model, not a curated record.